Molecule: messenger RNA, 13991 nt
Organism: Heterocephalus glaber (naked mole-rat)
Lineage: Eukaryota; Metazoa; Chordata; Mammalia; Rodentia; Bathyergidae
Gene: Clstn2
Product: calsyntenin 2
Biological process (GO): homophilic cell-cell adhesion; positive regulation of synapse assembly; positive regulation of synaptic transmission
Cellular component (GO): cell surface; postsynaptic membrane
Molecular function (GO): calcium ion binding
Source: RefSeq, a predicted model, not a curated record
AUGCUGCCCGGGAGGCUGUGCUGGGUGCCGCUACUGCUGGCGCUGGCCGUGGGGAGCGGCGACGGCAGCGGGGACAGCCGCGGGGACAGCCGGCGGCGCCGCCUCCUUGCGGCCAAAGUCAACAAGCACAAGCCAUGGAUUGAAACUUCGUAUCAUGGAGUCAUAACUGAGAACAAUGACACAGUCAUUUUGGACCCACCACUCGUAGCAUUGGAUAAAGAUGCACCGGUUCCUUUUGCAGGAGAAAUCUGUGCUUUCAAGAUCCAUGGCCAGGAGCUGCCCUUCGAGGCUGUGGUGCUCAAUAAGACGUCCGGGGAGGGCCGGCUCCGCGCCAGGAGUCCCAUUGACUGUGAGCUGCAGAAGGAGUACACGUUCAUCAUCCAAGCCUAUGACUGUGGCGCCGGGCCCCGGGAGACAGCCUGGAAGAAGUCACACAAGGCCGUGGUCCAUAUCCAGGUAAAGGAUGUCAAUGAGUUUGCUCCCACCUUCAAAGAGCCAGCCUAUAAAGCCAUUGUAACAGAGGGCAAGAUCUAUGACAGCAUACUGCAGGUGGAAGCCAUAGAUGAGGACUGCUCCCCUCAGUACAGCCAGAUUUGCAACUAUGAAAUCGUCACAACAGACGUGCCUUUUGCCAUCGACAGAAAUGGCAACAUCAGGAACACUGAGAAGCUGAGCUAUGACAGGCAGCGCCAGUAUGAGAUCCUAGUGACAGCCUACGACUGUGGACAGAAACCUGCUGCUCAGGAUACGCUGGUGCAGGUGGACGUGAAGCCCGUUUGCAAGCCUGGAUGGCAAGACUGGACCAAGAGGAUUGAGUACCAGCCUGGUUCGGGGAGUCUGCCCUUAUUCCCCAGCAUCCACCUGGAGACGUGCGAUGGAGCUGUGUCCUCUCUCCAGGUCACCGCAGAGCUGCAGACCAACUACAUUGGGAAGGGCUGUGACCGGGAGACAUACUCCGAGAGAUCCCUUCAGAAAUUAUGUGGAGCCUCCUCUGGCAUCAUCGACCUCUUGCCAUCUCCCAGCACUGCCACCAACUGGACUUCAGGACUGCUGGUGGACAGCAGUGAGAUGAUCUUUAAGUUUGAUGGCAGACAGGGUGCCAAGAUUCCAGAUGGAAUUGUGCCUAAGAACCUGACGGACCAGUUCACCAUCACCAUGUGGAUGAAACAUGGCCCCAGCCCCGGUGUGAGGGCUGAGAAGGAAACCAUCCUCUGCAACUCAGAUAAAACUGAAAUGAACCGGCACCACUAUGCCCUAUAUGUGCACAACUGCCGCCUCGUCUUCCUCUUGAGGAAGGACUUUGACCAGGCCGACACCUUUCGCCCUGCAGAGUUCCACUGGAAGCUGGACCAGAUUUGUGACAAAGAGUGGCAUUACUAUGUCAUCAAUGUGGAGUUUCCUGUGGUCACCCUCUACAUGGAUGGAGCGACAUAUGAACCAUACUUGGUGACCAAUGACUGGCCCAUUCAUCCAUCUCACAUUGCCAUGCAGCUUACUGUCGGUGCUUGUUGGCAAGGAGGCGAAGUUGCCAAACCACGAUUUGCGCAAUUCUUCCAUGGCAGCCUGGCCAGUCUUACCAUCCGCCCUGGGAAAAUGGAAAGCCAAAAGGUGAUUUCCUGCUUGCAGGCCUGCAAAGAGGGGCUGGAUAUUAAUUCUUUGGAAAGCCUCGGGCAAGGAAUAAAGUAUCACUUCAACCCCUCACAGUCUAUCCUAGUGAUGGAAGGAGAUGACAUUGGGAACGUCAACCGUGCCCUACAGAAGGUCUCCUACAUCAACUCCAGGCAGUUCCCGACAGCAGGCGUGCGACGCCUCAGAGUCUCCUCCAAAGUCCAGUGCUUUGGGGAAGACGUGUGCAUCAGCAUCCCCGAUGUGGAUGCCUAUGUGAUGGUCCUGCAAGCCAUGGAGCCCCAGAUCACUUUGCAGGGCACAGAUCACCUAUGGAGACAAGCUGCCCAAUUCGAAAGUGCCAGAGGUGUGGUCCUCUUCCAGGAUAUCAAAAUUGUGAGCACCUUUGCCAAACCUGAGGCCACUGGGGACAUGAAAACCACAGCCCCCAAAUCAUCAGUCUUAGAAGAAAUGCUUCACAACUUGGAUUUUUGUGACAUUCUGGUGCUUGGAGGGGACCUGGACCCGAGACAGGAGUGCUUGGAACUCAACCACAGUGAGCUCCACCAAAGGCAUCUGGAUGCCACAAACUCUACUGCAGGCUACUCCAUCUAUGGUGUGGGCUCCAUGAGCUGCUACGAGCAGGUGCUGCGUCACAUCUACUACCGCAACUGGCACCCGAGCUCCCUUGAGGGCAGGCGGUUCCGAAUCAAGUGUUCAGAACUCAAUGGGCGCUACACUAGCAAUGAGUUCAACUUGGAGGUCAGUGUGCUACAUGAAGUCAGAGUACCAGACAAGGAGCAUGUCAACCACCUUAUCGUGCAGCCUCCUUUCCUCCAGUCUGCCCAUCACCCUGAAUCCCGGAGUAGCAUCCAGCGCACUUCAGUGGUCCCAAGCAUCGCCACGGUUGUCAUCAUCAUCUCCGUGUGCAUGCUAGUGUUUGUUGUGGCCAUGGGUGUGUACCGAGUUCGGAUUGCCCACCAGCACUUCAUCCAAGAGACUGAGGCUGCCAAGGAGGCCGAAAUGGAUUGGGAUGAUUCUGCACUGACUAUCACCGUCAACCCCAUGGAGAAACAUGUAGAACCAGGACACGGGGAAGAUGAGACUGAGGGAGAAGAGGAGGAGGAAGAAGCAGAGGAGGACAUCAGCUCCAGCAGCAGCGAGGACAACAGUGAAGGGGAGGAGGAGGAAGAGAUGGGCAGAGGCAGACACGGGCAGAGCGGCACCAGGCAAGCCCAGCUGGAGUGGGAUGACUCCACCCUGCCCUACUAGUGCCUGCAGGUCCACUGCCCAGCCCACGUGUCCCUUUUGUGAAGCCCGCCCGCCCCAGCGUCUGCCUGACCCUAUCACACUCACCUCUCCGUGACAGCUCGGGGAGGCCUCUGCAGCUUCCUCGAGCCUGUGUGGGGGGCAGCUCCCCGAAGCUCUGUGUCAUCAUCAGUGGGGACUUCGGGGUGUACUUUGUCCUGUAGCGACAACUCCUCCUGCCCUGGGUUCACCCAGCAUCCUGUGAGUCACUCUGCAGAGUUCUGAACACCUUCCUCUUUUCUGUGAAGGACAAGGUCCACCUUUAGGUCAUUAACCUCCCCAGGCUCAGCUCUCCUGAGGCCCUUGGGCUCCAACUCCCAUUGUGCAUCUCUCUCCACUCAUAGCAGCAGGUCCCCCCUAUGCUCACUCUGUAGGUUCCUUUUUACAAGGAAGGAGGUAGAACUUCAUGCAUUAGGGUCUUAGGGCCACAUGCUUGAAUGGAAAGCCCCUGUCAAGGCAGAAUUGAGUUUACAGGGAAAGAUACACACACACAUACUUCCCAGCUUGGAGAGCCUUCCCCUUUGCUUCUUUAUGAGGCUACAUAUAUUGACAUGACAAAUACAAAACCAAGGAUUGGUCACUGGCCACAACCAGAGCCUAUCCUCAGCCAAAGGAGCCUGCCUACCUGAGAAGCACUGAGACCCAUGUGGCUGCCCUUCCCGGGGUAUUCACCACACAAAACUACCAGAUGUCAGGAAGCAUUCCACCAGGCACUGCCCUGGUGACAGCCACACCAGGGUCACAGCCAGGAGUAGAAAGAAGGGCUGAUGGAUGACACAGUAGGGCCUCAUAGAGGAUGCAGAGCUGGGAGACAGGUGAGGGAGGCUGGGCAUCCCAGGACCAAGGCAGCCCCAAGGUUGAUAAGGCUCUCACAACCUCACCUCAUGCUCCCUUAUCUCUUGGGUUACAAUGUUUUACUUUUUGUUUUUCCCCUUGGAACCAAGGAUCGAACUCAGGAUCUUGCGCUUCCCAGGCAAGUGUGACACCCCUGAGCUACAUCCCUGGCCCUACAAUGUUUUACUCUUAAGAAAACAUGCCCUUCUCAAAUGUAUUAGAACCUAUAUGAAUUCCACAAGUCCAAGAUGAAAGUUUGGAAAUCUGUUAGGAAUUUGAAGCGCAUUUGUAACAAUGGCACUUGUUUCUUUCCUUUUCUCAUAAAAGGAGGAAUAGAGGGCAAAUAUAUUCAAAACCCCAAUUUCUUUUUCUUUCUUCUUUUUUCAAUAAGGAAGUCUUUUCCAUCUCCAUUCUAACAUGGACACCUUGUGAAGAGAAUUGUUGCUAUAGUAACUAACUAGUGGGUGAUCUUUGUGGCCAAGAGAAUAGCAGGCAAGAAUUAAGGCUAUUACAGGUCUUCAGUGAGGCUGUAAGGACAUGCUUAUUUCAAAUGUCUUGGCUUCCUCUUUGUCCUAGAAUGUACAAGCUGUCCUCAUUCUCCCAUUCCACCCCAAGACCAUCCCAUACUGGUUUGGCACAGGCACAAAGCUAGUCCCCAGCCAAUGGCAUGCAAGUUCAACAGAAAGUUCAGCCUCUGCUCAGUGUCUUUUCUGUGUCAUCCAGUCCAAGAAUUUAAGUAAGGGGACCACUACCAAUGUCCUCUAGUCCAACCUCCACUCAGUAAGGAUCCACAAGCGGCCUUUGCACCCUUCUGCUGGCAAGAGCUACCUUAGACAGCUCUUUCCAUUCCUGAAGUGUUUUUGCAUCCUUUCCCUCCUGAAUUUCCCAAUAAUCCUGUGAAAUAUUUGACACAUCCAUUGUUAGACACAUUUUUGUGAUGAGUAAACUAGGGCUCAGAGAUUCAGUGUCUUGUUCAUAGUUGUUCAGAGAUAUAGAUAAGACUAGGUUCCCACCCUCCACUUGAUCUGGUAUUCUACUUCAUGUUCAUACUGAUGUACUUAACAGGCAUUCUAAGCAGCUACUUUAUGCGAAGAAUUCUACCAGAAGCUGUGGGAAUUGGAUAUCGCUGAAUGAGAUAAGCCCCUCCCUACACAGGACUUGAUCACCAUAGAAGGGGCAUAGAAGCAAGCCUAGAAAUUAUACAGUACAGGCAGAGGAAGGGAGAGGAGAAGUCAUGGGAAGAAGAGGGACAUGUUCACAACUCAAGCAGUGCUCUUUUCCCUUAAGAAUAACAAUGGAAGAAGCUUGAGAGCGUCUAUUCAUUGACAGGAAAUAAACACAUUUCUUGUGAAUUAUCCCAAUCACAUAUGCCAUUUCUAUCAGGCCAUGUCUCCACACUCAUAGUGAAAAAACCUGCAGGAUUGGUCAGGCUGUACAACCCACUAUUUCAAUAAAAAGAGGUUCUUCAGUCAGGCAUUUAGAUACUCCUGAAUUCUAUCAAAAUUAUGGCAGAAAAAGGAAGACUUUACAUGUUUAAAACUAAAUCCUUUUUGCAUUAGGUUUUGGUUGUAAAUAUUUAAGUCUAGGGUUUCUGAGAGCACUUUUCUUUCCACUCUGUGUUUCCAGCUUGAUUGGAUGGGAAGGGCAUUUCUUGUAUCCUUACGCUGUCUCUUAUCACUGUUUUAUGAUGGGAUAGGCUGUUUGGAGCAUUGGGAAACCUAUAUGUGUUUGGGUUGGGGUGGCAGAUGAAAGUGACACUUGGAUAAGGCAGAAAGGUUGUAUCAUUGAAGAAGCAUUUGGAGACUGGACUCAAAGAAACGGUGGCAACAACAAAGCAGAGCCCUUUCCCUCUACUUUUGCUGCAAGAGGCUACUGUGCAUGCCAACUCCAAAGAUGAGGCACUUGAAAGAUUUUUCUGGGUCAACAGGCAUUUUUCCUGUUCCUAGUACCCUAUUCAUUACCACAGGCUAACAAGAUGGCAGAGGUCAUAUAGGACUGACAGAAGCUUCAGGAAGUAUCCAGGAGAGUGGUUGGUAAUAUAAUUUUCCCUGUGGCUGAUAUUCUGGCCAUAGAUGAAAAAAUAUCUUUAAUCAGUCUGGCAUUUUCCAGUCUGUGUGUGCUGGCAUUUUGGGCAGCAAGACGAUUAUCAGAUGGCCUUGGCACACUGUGACCUCUCAUUCAGAUGUCAGCAGCCAGGCAGAUACAGUCUCAGACCCAUGAGGAGGAGCUGACUGGGUUGGCCACCAACAAGUACACUGCUGUCCGUACUAAGUGAAUGAUGCCACCAGUCUAUUCUGAGCUAGAAAACAAGGAUGAAACCUCUCAGGUGACUCAGACAGCAGGUAAAAGGAGAGAAAGGAGGGUGAGAUUGAGAAAGACCAGGACAUAAUGAGUUGCCCAGUGGAGUAAAAGUAAUCAACUAGUUGGUGAACUGUCUUAUGGAACACUUAAAGUAUAUUCUGACAGAUUUAAUCAAAUGCUCUAAAUCUGGCCAGGGCCCAAAUUCUUCUAGAUACAAAAAUGAAAUUUCAUGGGCUCCCUUUUCAUUACCACUGUCUUGAAUUUACUUAAUCAUUCUGUCAUGCAAAGUUUAGACCAAACCCCUCCAUAUUUAACAAAAGUUAUCCCUGUAACAUGGAUUCUCCAGGAGGGGGGCUCCUGCUGAAAAACAAUGUUCUCCACUCCUGUGUGUCAGAGAUCAGCAAACUUUAUCUGCAAAAGGCCAAAUAGUAAGUAUUUGAGCUUUCAAGCCAUGUGGUUUCUGUUGCAAGUUCUAGAUUCUGCCUAGUAGCAUGAAAGCAACCACAGACAACACAUAAACAAAUGAAUGUUCCUGUGAAACUUUAUUUAUCCAUGCACCAAUAAAACUUUAUUUAUGGACAAUGGAAAAGUAGGCAAUCUAAAUUCAUAUAAUUUUCAUGUCAUGAUUGUUUUUAUUCUUUUGGUUUUUAUUUCCAAAUACUCAAAAUCAUGAAAACCUUUUUUUAGCCCACAGGCCAUAUGAAAACUAGUGGUCAAUGAGAUGACCAGAUGUGGUCUUCGGGCUGCAGCAUAUAUGGAAGGAGAAAAACCUUCCCUUUCCUAGAAGAAAGCAAACUACUAUCUCAGUCUUUUCAUCAACAACUUAAUAGUCUUUGCUUCCAAAUUGAACAGAAAGAGAACUCCAUAGUUCUUCAUUAACUGCUUUUAGAAGUUCAUGCUCCAGGAGAAACAAAAACAAAACAAAACAAAAACACUUAUUAUUUUUGAACUGACAAAUUCAGAUGAAUAUUCCUAAGGGUUGAAGGCCUUGGAUCCAAGGUACUUACUACUACUGAGCACUAACUCCACUGAGGCAAAUGUUAACUCCCCAGGCCGAGCAUCUUCCCAGCACGGCUGAGCACAUGAGGAUUUCUAAGCAGGAGUGUUCAUUAUCUCAGACUGAUUUUCAUUUCAGCUCUGCGCAUGCCAUGGAUCUAAAAAUGAUCCUAAAGACUUGUGACUGUUCGAAUCAAUAGCAACAUAAUCAGCCAAGAGCACAAGCCAGCACACUUUAAAAUUAGCAGUUUUCUUGGCUCUAUGACUCAAUAUUAGCAGGAGGAAGAAAAGCAGCAUUUUUUUCUUAAUCAUUGUCUCAUUUAAAUUAACCAAAUAGGUUUUACCAAAAAGUAAGGGAGUAUGUCUAAUUCUUUGAAAGAAUUUGUCAGUAGAAAGUACAUGAUGUUCACAUAUAAUAAUCUUCUGGCCUCUGGGACUCCUAAGCCUCCUGCAAUGUGCCCUGGCAGGCUGGGGAUGGCACACCAUUCUCUAUCUGCAUCCGGCAUUUAUCAAGGCUGACAAGCCAAAGCCCUUGGCACAAUUUAAUUUUCAUGUAACCACUUUCCGUUGUCCAGCUAAAGGCAAAGGAAAUGAGCAGUGAAAGUUUUGAAGUCUACUCCAGCAUCCUCAUUUCCCUGACUUGAUUUGUUUUACUUCAUGAAUUUAUUCUAUAUCUGCUCCACAGAUCUUGCUAUAGUUUUCCUUUGGGAACCAACUGGAAAAGGAGAGUUGGCUUUACAGGGUCUGCAGAUUAGGAGCCAAGCUUCACUUUGUCCCAGGGAGAUGAAUGAGACAGAAGUUACCUCCACCAGCACCCCAGAAAGCAAUCAGACAGUUCUUGUAUGCAGUCAGUGAACAGAUGGGAGUCUGUGUUUGCAGCCACGUUCGAUGUCAUUCAGCAAGUCCUUACUGGGCACCCGCGUGUGCUCCAGGCGUCCUGCCAGGAACGAGGGAGGGAGAGCAAAUGAUACAGAGCCCAGCCUAUGAGGAUCUCUUGGUCUUGUGAGCUGUGAGGAUCUUUUCUUCUCAGAGCUGGAGGCUGUCCACAAGCAGUCAGGACUGCUAAGGGGGAAAAGUUUGAGGUUGAGGAGAUGGGAUAACUUAUCUAAUCAGUGAUUCCAAGGAUACUGAUACUCCUUACUGAGGCAGACUGAGGAGAGCUCUAGAGAUGUGAGUAAUGUUUCCCUCCAUUUCCCCUAAUGGUACCCAAGCCUGAUUCAGUUCACAUGUAGAAAGGAGCCGGUCUCCUACCCACUGAGAAGAAGAAACAUGAUUGAUGACUGAGCCAGAGGAAGUUCUUAAAUAAGAAUAGCAGCCAGGCAGACCUUGCAAGUUAGGGUGAUCCAGGUAGGGAGUGCUAAUGUCAGUCAAGAUUAAAGGCUUGACCUGGCUGAUAUGAAGCAACCCUCAGAGCUGACAGGUGAAAGGAGAUCUACUCUGGAGGACUUGUAGAUGCUGCAGAGCUGUGAUUCUCCAGGUGUGGUCUGAGAACCAGUGAGAAACACAGAUUCACAAAGCCCACUCCAGACCUACUGAAUCAGAGAGGAGGUGAGGGUCCAGGAAUUUUUCCUUUAAUGAGGUUCUGAGGCAUGCUGAAGUUUGAGAACCAUUAAUAUGGAGGAUGAGAAUGGCUUAAUCUGCAUUAGGAGGAGCUGCUAUUAACAAAGAAGGUAAAAUAACCAAUCACUGGUACAGUAAUGGCAAAUCGGAGUAGGGGGUUAGCAGAACACACAUCACCAACUCUACCACGAGGGCUUUCUUGACUCCAGUUUAUACUCAUGGAGCACUGGUUUCAGGGAGCAUUGGUCUUAGUUCUAAUCCCUCUCCUCUCUUCAAGUAUGAAACAAUUCUUACCCAUGUUCCCUUUCUGUCCUAGAAGGAAACAUCCCAGGAGAGGUUUUAGUGAGGCCACUUACACCUAGGGAGGCCACCUGCCAAUCUCCUGUCCACUGAGCAGGCACCUUAAAGGCUGUAUUGAAUGGAGAAAUAACAUUGCAGCUAUGACCCAAGACCACAAGAGGGACUGCUUUGCUCAAAUCCUGUGUGCUAGUGAUGCAUUGAGAGGACCUGGUAGAACCUGGUAGAGAGUGAACAGGGUCAUUCAAGGACACUGCCAGGAUAUCACAGCACUGUCCAUUUGUAAUGGGACUUGGGACACGAAGCAUCACAAUUCAAACACUAAAUUAGAUGGGGAAUAGAUAGCUUUUCUUGAAAAAGCAAUAAUUCAUGUUACUAAAAGUAGAAAACCAAUAACCAAAAACAAAACUGCAGCUUUAUCUACAAUGUGAGUCUGUCUAGACACCCUCAUUUUCAAGGCCUAUAUAAGUGCCAGGUGCCGCCAAUGCCUGAUCUCCAACCUACCAGAUGCCCGAGGUCUGCCAAUCACUAAUUUAUGGCUUAAACUCUGUGAAGGUCCAAAAACCUGUGGGAAGAACUCAUUAGUGCUUUAUUAGUCAUUUUCACUUAACUGUGGUUCCCAAUCUGUCCAGAGCACAGAGGAAGGACAGAUGGGGAAAGAGUGCAGCAUGUGGUCCAGGAGAACCUUGCUGUCAAGUUCCUACAAACCCAGAUGCUGUCCUGCUCAAAGACACAUCUGGUUGUCCCAGCAGUCUCCUCAGUGAAUGCCCCAAAUACCCCAGGGGAAACCUCCAUUUCUCCAGCCCAGCUUGGAAAAAUGACUUCUGAUCAGAUGCCCAGCCAAUCUCCUGAGACCAACACAGGAAUCAUAUUGAGAACAACUCAUUUCAAGAAGUUAGAAUCUGCUGAAAGAGAAGGAAGGAAGGAAGGAAGGAAGGAAGGAAAGAGAGAAGGAAAGAGAGAGAGAAAGAAAGAAAGAAAAGAAAAAGAAAGAAAGGAGAAAAAGAGAAAGACUUGCUAGACAUUUGCCUCUGAGAAAGCAUAGCAGAAACCAGAUAGAGUUUUUCUUUACAGUCCAGCCUCCCUGAGUGAAUUCUCUGGUGACGUAUUUCUCUUCCAAGACUUAAAACAAUUUUGUGCAUUCAUCUUAGUCACUUAUUGCAAAAGCCUCCUAUGGGACAACAUGGCAAAUGAUGGGGAGGCAGUUCUGGAAGUGGGCUGAGCCCUGUUCUUGUUGGCAGAUCUGCACUGGAGUUGGGUUAGGCAGGGUGGAGAGACAUUGUGGCCUGAGGGUCAGGAACUCAGAUCCAGCCAGGACCCCAAGUGGGUAGUGGGGGCAUUCAUGGGAAGGCAGAGCAGAGAUGAGUCAUAAUGUGGAUCAGCAGGCAGGCAUGAGCAGCCACUUACACUUCAUCUGUCAGAAACAGGGGAGAGAACUUCAUCCUAUUACCAGGCUAGGUGUCUCCUGGAUCCUGCCUAGAGCAGUCCUCUCAUUCUGAAGAGCAGAGAGGAGCUGGCACCUCUGCACUAUCACCACAGCAGGGCCCCACUCCACAAGAUCUUUGAGCUGAAUGAAAUGAAUCACAGUUCUUCCUUCCCACCUGCCUGAUGGGGCCCCUGAAAAACAUGGUCCUGUGAGUGAGGCUAGCAUGGAUGCUCAACACUCUCCAUCUCUGCUUGUCACCUCCCCAAAGCAAAAAUAAUAAUUAAUCUAUCCCAACAUUCUCGGUGCCAAGCACAGCACCUGGCCCAUAGCAUAGGCUCCACAAACAUUGGAUUGGAUGGACUCUCAGAGAUCAUUUGACUUCCAAGAAUUGACUUGGUUUGAAAACUUAGGAUAUCUUAAUGGAAAAAGACUCUUCAUCCUCUCUCUUCUGCCCUCUCCCCUCUCCCGUUUCCCCUCUUCUCUCUCUCUCCCUCUCUCUCUCUCUCUCUCUCUCUCUCUCUGUAAGUCAAGAUUCUUUAUAAAAUCACCAGGGAUUGAGUUCAAUGGCGCCGCGCCUGCUACUGAAAAAAAAAAAUUCUUUAUAAAAUCAUAUGGAGGAGGAAAGAAAAUGCAGUUGACAGAUGACAAAAUUUCUUCUCUUCAAAUGGAAGGAGGAUAGGAGUGUGCUUGUUGGGAAAGUGGCCCCACCUAGCUAUGAGCAGGAAAGGAAUCUGCUAAGAAGCAAGGAUACACAGGCCUUGAUGAGCUCUGCUCCACUCUAAGGGUCAUGGGCAGCAUCCCAGCUGAAGAAAGAAUGCCUUAAUUUGUUAAAGACCCCAGACCCAUACUGCUCUCCAGUCCCUUUUAUCAGAUUUACUGCAGAGGAGAUUCAUCAACAUGAAGCUCAGUUAGCCAUAGUCUAACGAAAAAAGACCAACAGACUUGAGAGGGGCCAGAACACAGGCAUUGUAUAUUAAUCACCGACAACAGGGACAUGUUGGCUUUAAUGUCUUUUUCCCUCUAUCCUGAAAUGCAUCUUUGUUACCUGGACCCUUUUCACUGAGUAUUUGAGAACAGAAAAAGGACACACACACACACAUACACACACACACACACACACACACACACACAAAUAUUGGGGAUUUUUUUUCUCCAGUAGAAAGAGAGCUGUCAGCAAAAUGAACCCUUCUAUUCGCAGAAGUAGAAAACCAACCCACAGGUCUCAGCCACAGACUCCAACACCCCUAUGGGAAAGGGCAGGGAAGGCAUGCAGAAGCAGCCUCUGCCCUAUGGAAGGAUUCCUUAGGCCCUUGGGCAUGAGGGGCUGGUUUGUGCCUUUGGAGCACAGAUAAAAGUAUGAUGUGUACAUACAUCUUUGGAGGCCAGAGACAACAUGAAGCACAAUGAUCUGGCACCCAUCCCCACCCAACCCCCAGCUCCCUUAUGUAUCUACCGAGGAGCCAAUGGCAUGUAGGAUUCAAAAGAGCCACACUUUAGGUGGUAGAAAUAAGGCAAAAGUUUCUGGAGGGGAGGCAGUUAGAGAGGACACCUAGUGCCGAUCACUCAAAGAGUAAUAGAAGAGAUAAGGAAGGAGAAGGUAACUCAGAGUUUGAAAGGGAAUGGGAAAAUUGGAUAGGAGUGGCAACAACAGAAACAGCUCAUCACUUAGGGAGCUAGACUACAGCUCUAUAUUUAAAGCAUUACUCAAAGUUUCAAAUAAAUUAUGGAUAAAUCUGGUUAUAUGGCCACAGUAGGAGUCACACCAAUUGGAAGGUGAUUUCAGUUCUCACUUGAGCUAGUCAUGAUGGAUCAAUCCACCUGAUUGCUUUCAGCCUGACCCCAGUGGCUUCCAAAAAAGGUUAUUGAUGCCUAGAGCUGGACAGGCCUGACAGAAGAUUGGGGAAAUCCAGUUGGUGAGUUUGGAAAAGAAAUUGUAGGUAGGGUUUGGUUGUUUUCCAGGAAAUCUAUAGAUAUUCAAGUUGGGUUUGUUGUUGUAUUGGCAUAGACAUUAUAAUGUGUGCAAGAAGGACAGUCAGAAUGAUUUGGUAGGACAUUAAUUAGAGAAAUUAAGGUAUUAAAUAUAAAAUAUCAGAGAUAACUAGGAUAAGGACAGAUGAUAAUAUAUAUGUGUGUGUACACACAUAUAUGCACAUACUUAUACAUAUGUCAUAUACAUAUCUAUACCACAGAAGUAAGAUAUGGAAUAAAGAGAUCAAUGGUUCCAAAACAUUGUACAUUUUUUAGAAGCACUAGAUUGGAUGUUAUAUAUUUUUCUUCUUGUUAUUUGCUUUUAGCUCUCAAAGCAUGGAGAACAAUGCCUAGGACAUAGCAGGAGUUUGAUAAACAUUUGGAAACGAAGGGUCCAGCUUGUCACUACUUGGUGGAGACUGAGUAAUAUCGCUGUAGGCCAAAAUGAGUGAGCCACAGAGGAGAAGGGCAGCCAUGUGCCCCAUCUGCUGAGGAGAGCCUUUGUGAAUUCAAAUUCCAUGCAUACUCAGCCAGCUGCAGGCACUGGGUCUGUCUCUCUAGUAGUGCACAGGGAUGGGAUGUUGCACACAGUGGGUAUUUGCACACUUAGACCACUUCUGAAUAACACCCAACAUGCUAUUCCUGCAGGAUAGGGGUCCAGGGGCUUUCCUCCUAUUAUCUCUGCCAUUUCCUAAACACUUGGCAAAAUGCUGUUAAGUUUGUCAUUUUUGGGUAUUGUUCUGGAACUAAACAUAAAGCCUCUAGGUUCAGCCAGUCUACUAGGUCUACGGUUUUCUGAUCUCAGCCCUUCCCUCCUCCCAUCUCUUUAGAUGCCACCACCAGUUAGAAGCCUGAUUAUCCCUAGAUCCUCAACCAAAGUGUGUGGGAAAGGUCUGAGGUAAAGCAGUGUGCUCUCUGCUGCUGGUGCCUCGGUGGUGUUCUCCCAGUAGAGAAGAAGAAGUGGGACCUCAUUUUACGGAGUGGCCUCCAGUGACUGCUCCCUCCUGGGAAGCUCCUGCCCAUCACUGAAGCGUCUCCCCUUUGGGUGGUUUUCCCUCGGCCUGGGCUCGCGUGAACCUGACACAUGGUAACUUCUCAGUUCCUUGAGCUGUCUCAGAAAAUGGAUCUUUUUAGUCUAGAAAAUGUGUUUAUUUGCUAAAUAUACUAUCAUAUGUGUAUGAGUGCGAUACAAUGCAAACUGUGGGAUAUCUCAUUAGAAAGACUAUGAAUCCAUAGAAAAUUAAAUAUACCUUUAGAAGAGCUCUUGUCUUAGCGGACAAGGUGGCCCAGCUGUGGAGCAUCAGAAAAAGCGCCCUUCCCCUCCCCACCCCUGGGCACCCUGGGCCCUGCAGAGUGGGGCUACGAUACCCAAUUCAAACCCAGGCAGUGUGUGGGGGGGGGGUGCUGAGGGGCCACACGUACAUACAGAUAUAGGAAGAAAAUAAGAACCAUCUAGGAGUCUGUUGAGCUUCUCCCCAUGACUGUGAUCUUAUCCAUGUUUGAAUCACAAACUUUAAAUUUCUAACAAUUAUGAUUCUUGCAGUUUCUGAGUAAUUUGUUAAAUGCCUAUUUAACACAGACAGAUAUUUAUUUUCAGCCUUGGCUUGUAAAUGCCUACAAACUGAUUCAUGUUGGUGAUCAUUAUGACACUUCUGUGAAUUGGUGAAUAAAUAUGAUUUUAGAAUUUCACAGUAAA